Messenger RNA from Sphenostylis stenocarpa, 237 nucleotides. The record is from the annotation of a GenBank genome assembly. NCBI's taxonomy places the organism in Eukaryota, Viridiplantae, Streptophyta, Magnoliopsida, Fabales, Fabaceae.
AUGGUAAGAAAUGAUAGGCAUGGAACACCUACAUCUCAUUCAUUGAAGGGUGGCUAUGGGCCCACUUCCCUUUUUGACCUAAACACAAAUUAUCAGUUCAAACAUCUGUACAAGUUCGGGUUGGUCCAGUGGCAUCAAAAUCAAACACCUAAUUCAAAGGGGCCAAUGAGAGACAGCCACUUAAAGGUUGGGAAGAAGCAGCUUCUUCAGAGAGUGAGUGCUUUUUCUGGCCCGUGA